GGCGGCGGGCGGGCAGCACCCAGCCGUUCCCCGGGGGCCCGAGCCAUGCCCAGCGCCGACCGCCCGGAGGACCCAGAUAAAAAUUAAUCUUCUGAAAGCAGUGGAACAAUGGAACCUGACAUCAUCCGAAUGUAUUCUUCUUCCCCACCACCAUUAGAUAAUGGAGCCGAAGAUGAUGAAGAUGAUGAAUUUGGGGAAUUUGGUGGCUUUGCUGAAGUUAGCCCUUCUGGGGUAGGGUUUGCUGAUUUUGAUGCACCAAAUUAUGUUAAUUCCAAGGAAGAAUUUCUCCCCACAAAUCAUUUUAUGCCAAUUCAUGGCUUUUCAGAGAGUGUAGAGAGCCUUACAAGCUUUAAGUCUGUUAAAAAUGGCAAAGACAAAGGCAGCAUUGCAGAACUUUCUAGUCCCACCAAAGGACAAUCUGAUAUGCUGUCUUCUACCACCAGCAAAGAAAUAAUUCAGUCCAGAACUUCAACUCCUACAGUUGAUGCCAUAGAAAGUCCAGGUGAUUUAAGAAAAAUAGAGGAUUUGAGAGAAAAUAGUAGAACACCUGAAAGCGUCUCCUCUGAAGGUUUUAGAACUGAUGGGGAAGUGACUUAUCAAGAUGAACAAAUGGACAGCUGUAAUGGUGAGAAGCCCUCGUGUCUAGAACUUCUAACAAAUGGAUAUGCAUUAUUGGAAACGGUAAAUCCUCUGGGAGCGGAUGAUCUGGACAACAUCACUAACUCACAGGGACUAAAAACUCUCAAUAUUCAUAGCACCAAGUUAAAUUUAGAAUCCAUGCCCCAGUCUCCUGAGGAGUUCGCAGAUUUUGCCUCAUUUUCAAAAAAGGAAAAGAUACCACUGGAAGAAAAAGGAAUAAAAGUUGUAAAAGACCGUGAAGCACUAACCGUUCAGGAAAACAAUAAAAUAAACAGAGUUAAUGAACUAAAUUCUGUCAAACAAGUGUCUUCAGAGAGAAGUUAUGAAAAUGAAGAGAUUUUUGUUCAAGAAAAUCAGUUCUGCAUUUCAGAAACUAGUGUAGCAAUUAGUGAGGAUUUUAGUAAUGGCAAUCAAAGCCCUGCAGCGCUGGAGCAGAAUGAAUUUAUAAGUUCUAGCACCCGUCCAGCCUUGAAUUCAGCAGAUAAAACUGAAAACACAAAAAGCCUUGGAAGGAGAGAACAGUCUGAAACUAAUGAAAAGCUUGAUUUGUCAACUUAUAAAUGUGCUGUUCCGUGUGUGGAUGAUAAAACUUCUGAAACUGUUAAACUUGGUGAUCUUCCAAAAGUAGAAAAUAACAAUAUUAGUGAAGAAGUCCAUAGUUUCAGCAGUCUUCCCUUAAACAAAAAUGCUUUGGAUGAUUUUCCAGAAGUGAAAAAUGAUAAUUGUGGUAAUGACUCUGUGUUGAGCCUUGACACAAACGAGGAUGAUUUUGGGGACUUUGGUACAGUUAGCGGAACAACCCGCCCUUUUGCCAGCAGUUCUCAAGAGUCAGUGGAUGCUGAAACUUUAGAGAAACCCUCUAAACAAUUUGCACAUUUUAAAGGACAGGGUGAUGACUUUGGAGAUUUCGGAGACACAAGUACUGCAAAAAACUUUACUCAAUCAGAACUAAAGCAAACUUCGCAUGCCUUGUCAGAGGAGCAUGAGGUCACGAGACCAUCUUCUGGGUUGGGAGUUGAAAGUGUUGCUAACCUGAUCUAUGAUAGUGACGGUCAAUUUGGAGAUUUUGAUUCUGUGCCAAAAACGCGAGAUGAGUUCCAAGACUCUGAUGACUUUGCAGACUUCAGUUCAGCUGGUCCUAACCAAGCUGCAGAAUGGAGUGCUUUUGAAGACGAACAAAAGGAGAGUUGCUCGUGGGCUGCUUUUGGAGAUGAGCAGGCCGCUGAAUCUCAUCACAGAAAAGAGGCAUGGCAGUCACAUCGGACAGAUGAAAGUGUUGAUUAUCCGGUGACCCAAAAGACUCCUGGUGGCCCUUUGGCAACUCUUCAAGGAACCAUUGGUGACCAUUCACAAGAAUCAGCACCGUCGGUUCAGGCUGCAUUGAUAAGCCGUCUGCAACGAAUAUUUGAGGCCUGUUUCCCUGCUGUUCCUGUUUCUGGGGCUGAAGAGAAGGUUACUUCCCUGAAGCUGUUGUUGGAAAACUUAGAGGAAAGAACAAGAGAGACCUCAACAGAAAGUGGAGGACUGCUGGACGUGUGGACAGAACUGCAGGAUAUCCAUGAAGCAUAUGGAUUGAAAUACCAGUGGGGAGGCUCCCACAGCAACAAGAAGCUUUUGUGCUCUUUGGGAAUCGACACCCGAAAUAUCCUCUUUACAGGCAAUAAGAAGCAGCCUGUUAUAGUGCCCAUGUACGCAGCAGGACUGGGUAUGUUAGAGCCUACCAAGGAACCACUGAAACCUGUAUCUGCUGCGGAAAAAAUAGCUUCAAUCGGGCAGACACCUCCAGUAUCACCAGAGAUGAACACGUGUACGUCUGAUCAAUUCCAGGAAUCUCUACCACCUGUCCAGUUUGACUGGAGUAGCAGUGGCCUUACUAACCCUUUAGAUGCUAGUGGAGGUUCCACUCUUCUGAACCUUGAUUUCUUUGGGCCCGUGGAUGACAGUAGCUCUAGCAGUACCACCACAAUCCCAGGUGUGGAUCCGGAGUUGUAUGAGUUGACAACUUCAAAACUGGAAACGUGUAACUCAAGUCUCAAGGUGGCUGAUGCGUUUGCAAGACUCAUGUCCACCGUUGAGAAGACGAGCACAUCUACAAGGAGGCCUAAAAAGGAGGAGCACCUCAGUGAAGAGGCUGCCAAGGUGAUUGCGAGCCUUCCCGACUUGACUUUCAUGCAUGCCAAGGUGUUGAUGUUCCCAGCCACGUUAACCCCUUCAACAAGCUGCCAGGACAAGGUAGCCUGAUAAGCGGAUGGGAAUUGGACAAUUUCUAUUGAUUUUUUCUUUUUCCUUCCUCCCUCGCCCCUGUGAGCAAAAGCGUUCUUGCUUUUAAUUAAAACAAAUUCAAGUUCAGCUGAUUGGUUGGUAAGCAGCACUAGAAAGGUAUACAUAGCAAUGUAUAUUUAUUUACAUACUGAGGUCCUAAAAUUUAUAUUAGAAAAAUGUAAAUAAUUGGGGGUGAACAUUUUUUGGAGAUCUAUUCUUUUUGUGUUGCUGGGGUGUAUACAUUUAUGUCUUUGUGGAAUACACUGGUGGUGUCCUUCUUACAAAACUUUAAAAAUUAAAAAAAAAUCCAAAAUUCAGAUUUCACUGUCUGAAAUCCCCUUCAAUGUUCUCAGAUUACAUUAAUUGUCCUUUGUUUCUAGCACAUAUUGAUUACUUUUGCUAUAUUUUGCUAUCCCAAAAUAGUGCAAAAGUCACUUUUACUUUUGUGUGAGUGGUGGGUUUGUUUCGGAUCCUUAGAAAUCGGCUAAUUCCGAGGAUUUGGGGUUGUUUUAAUCUUUUCAGUCGGGCAGAUUGCUAAAUGACCUUUUGUAAGGUGCGGUCAUCAAUUCCUAAUCUGUCUUUUUGGUAUGGAUCAUUGUUAGAAUUUGAUUAGGGGGAGUUAUGAAGAGAUUGGUGUCUCUUUUAAUCAGUUUGAUUUGGAGAAGGACCAAAAUUGUAUGAAUGUCUUACAAUAAAAUUUACCUGUUGAUGGGUUUUUUUCUUUCUAUUGUACCACUAUUUUGUUUGAGGAUUUUGCACAGUGUAAAAUGACAUAAUCAUAGAUUGCUAUGGUUUAGGCUGUACAUACAGUAAAAACUAUGGGUUGUAAAUGUUUGGGGAAAUUCCUAUGGAAAAAAGAAAGAUAUGUAGAAGAACCUCUAACAAGGUUAACUAAUGUGCAUGCCCAAGGUCUUUUGAGAUUGAAGUGUGUAAAUUUCCUUUUAGCUUACACAAAAAUAAAAUAAUUUAAAAGAGA
Molecule: messenger RNA, 3877 nt
Organism: Tachyglossus aculeatus (Australian echidna)
Lineage: Eukaryota; Metazoa; Chordata; Mammalia; Monotremata; Tachyglossidae
Gene: AFTPH
Product: aftiphilin
Exons: 10
Coding region: 109-2880 (923 amino acids)
Biological process (GO): intracellular transport
Cellular component (GO): trans-Golgi network membrane; AP-1 adaptor complex
Molecular function (GO): clathrin binding
Source: RefSeq, a predicted model, not a curated record